This is a messenger RNA of Podospora pseudocomata, 405 nucleotides long. RefSeq lists its product as uncharacterized. The coding region runs from base 1 to 405 and encodes 134 amino acids. The transcript is spliced from 2 exons. The record is from RefSeq and is a predicted model, not a curated record. NCBI's taxonomy places the organism in Eukaryota, Fungi, Ascomycota, Sordariomycetes, Sordariales, Podosporaceae.
AUGUCACCACCGCUGGCCAUGAUAUUUCUCGGUGUCGAAGAGAUCGUAUUGGCACACCAAUCUAGUGUCCUCACAAAAUGGAAGCUACAAACACAGGAGUUUGACACGAUUUGCUGGAAUCAUCCGGACAACCGUAGUGACUACAGACCAAACUCCUUUCCGCACACGAUCAUUCCGACACAAGCCCCAUCUCAAGCAGCAUUUCUCGUUACCUCUGACGAGGUAUUUGUCGCUGUCGGCUAUCGUUCACAUCCAGUUCUCAUCCUGAGCAUCUUCGAGUUCCGUCUGGUUAGUAUUUGCGCCACCAAAUUCGACAGCAAGGGAGUCAAUGACCUCAUCUUCAACCCUGACCCGGAAUUUCGUACCCUAAUGGCAGCCUUUGAGGACGGUAGUCUCUGUCUUUGA